UUCCAUAAUCCUGUUUUUAGUACUUAUGGCUGAAAACAUAUUUUUAAUAAUUUAUUAUACAUUGAUGCGCAACGGAACUACGAAUUCAAUCCUAUUCAUUGAUCGAUGCAGGGUAUUGCAUUCCACCGCGCCGACGAGGUACGUGUAAAACAAAUCGUCCCUUAAAUACCGGCGCAGCUCUUUUUUUCUUCGCCGAAUUUCAUCUCUUCAAUCAUAAGCUAUUCAAUCAAUUCAAAAUGCAAUUCACCAUCGCCUUUGCUCUCCUUCUUGCCUCGGUUGAGGCCUACCGCUUUACUGGCAUCAACGGCCUGGCGGACUGCUCCCACCACUGCCUCAAGGAAUUCGCUCGCAAGAAGCCAGGUUGUGCUACUGGAGCCAACGACGAUAAAUGUUUUUGCGACCACGUUGAAGUUAUCAAGGCCGAGGCGCGCUCUUGCCUGGACGCGUCUUGUGGCGCCGACUUUGUCCGUGAAAAGCUCUUGGCUCAACUCCCCAACGCUUGCAAGAAUGUUUGAACAAACUAGGAUAUAAGAUAUUUAUAUCAAUAAAAGCAAUUAGAUUUCGAUUGGAAGCCAUUCAUUACGAACUAGAAUAUAGAAUAUGAGACUAGAAUCUGUCCAGUGCAGCUAAUAUCCACC
[Torrubiella] hemipterigena is the source of this 638-nucleotide messenger RNA. The record is from the annotation of a GenBank genome assembly. NCBI's taxonomy places the organism in Eukaryota, Fungi, Ascomycota, Sordariomycetes, Hypocreales, Clavicipitaceae.